AUGAGACUCGGCAUUGGGUUGCUCGCGCUGGGCGGCGCGCUUGUGGCGGCAUAUCCCCUGUCGAUGGGGCCGGUCGAGAUUGUCGAGCCGGUAUCAUCAGACCUCCUGCAGGACAUCUACACCUUCGCGGCCUUCACGCGCGCUGCCUACUGCGCCGCCAACCACGACGGCACCAUCGGCAACCUCGUGUGCAGCAACAACGCAAACGCGGGCGCGUGCGACGUCUUCGCCGGCGCGACCACGAUCGUCGAGUUGACCGACUCGGCCGAGGUGGCCGGCAACGUUGUCGUCAGCCACGCGCGCCGCCUCGUCGUCGUCAGCUUCCGCGGCUCCCACCGCUGGUCCGACGUCUGGCGCAACAUCCAGGUGCUGCGCGUCGACGCCCCCGCGCUGUGCGCAGACUGCUCUGUCCACAGGGGCUACUGGAAUGUCUUCCUCAACAUCCGGGACAGGCUGGCCGGGGCGCUGCUCGGCGAGGGGAGGCUGGCAGGGCCGGGGUAUCGGGUUGUGCUGACGGGACAUUCCAUGGGCGGCGCGCUGGCCGCGAUUUCGGCGGCGUACCUGCGCAGCCGGGGGCGGAGCUGCGAUCUCUUCACCUACGGCGCCCCGCACGUGGGCAACCAGGCGCUCGCCGACUUGAUCGGCGGCCCCGGCGGCGUGACGGCGCACGUCGUCAAUGGGGAGGAUCCGAUUGCGUCGCAGCCGCCCCGGUCCAUAGGCUACGCGAGCGUGGUGCCAGAGUACUGGUUCGAGGCAGGCAUCGAAAAGCCCGCCUUCCCGGACAACCUGCGUGUGUGCGACGGCGUGAACAAGAAGAGCGACGAGUGCUCUGCAAAGGUGGGCGGCUGGCUCCCCGUCUUUACGGGGGGGCUGUCGGACCACUCCAUCGACGCGUACAGCAACCGGUCGAUGCCGUGUCCGGGGGAAUAG
Messenger RNA from Hirsutella rhossiliensis, 930 nucleotides. Its product is annotated as lipase (class 3) domain-containing protein. NCBI's taxonomy places the organism in Eukaryota, Fungi, Ascomycota, Sordariomycetes, Hypocreales, Ophiocordycipitaceae. The transcript has 2 exons. The record is from RefSeq and is a predicted model, not a curated record. The coding region runs from base 1 to 930 and encodes 309 amino acids. Gene Ontology annotation, biological process: lipid metabolic process.